UAUAUAUUCCGUAUUGGUUGAAUCAUCUACCGUACCUUAAAAAUUUGUACGAGUAGAUCCCGAUUGUUGCAAGUUUGCGUUUCCCUUCAAUCAUGGAAUCUCCAAGUCUGAUCACUCCCAUCCCUAAUCUCCUCCUCUUCUUCACAGGUUUUCUCCUAAUUUACAUCAUCGCCUACCUCUUCAUAUUCCGCAAUUGGAAGCCCAAGCUCCGACCCGAAGCCGCCAGCUGCGCCAUCUCCUUGACCCACGGCACUCCCGCCGUGUUCUUAGCCGCAGCCGCCGUCCUCUCCGACCCUAAUCGGAGCUUCCACUCCCGGAACACGCCCUUCCAGAACUUGGUCCUCGAUUUCAGCGUCGCCUAUUUCCUGAUGGACCUUUUCCACUACCUGAUUUUCUUCCCGACCGACGCUCUCUUCAUCGCGCACCAUUUGGCCACCCUGUUCGUUUUCGUCAGCUGCCGAUACGCCGUCUCUCACGGAGCGUAUUCCGUAUUAGGGCUCCUGCUUCUGGCGGAGGUCACCAGUUUCUGCCAGAACGUCUGGACCCUUUCCGGCGCGCGGAAAUCCGAUUCGAAAUUGGCUGCCAAAGUGUACGAAUUCCUGUCCCCUCCGUUUUAUGCUCUGUAUUCUGUGGUUAGAGGGUUUGCUGGGCCGCUGUUUGUUUAUAGAAUGCUGGCUUCUUUUAUGAAAGGGGAAGCCGAGAAUGUUAUACCCAGAUGGAUGUGGAUUUCUUGGUUUACUGUUAUUAUCGCUGCAAUCUCUGUCAGUGUCUUGUGGGUUUCAAAUCGUUGGGUUGACUUGUAUCGACAGAAAAGUCAAAAACUUGACAAAAAAUACAGUUAGAGAAUUUAGGGCACAUUUAAUGCUUGUAUUAUUCUUACAGAAAAAUCAAACCAAUGAAGACUGACUCCUUUUUAAUUUUACCCGUCAGAUUGGAUUUGAGUUGUCUGUGUUUAUCUGCUGUUACUUUGACUUGAUGAAAUCCAACCUACAAUUAUCCAACCUGCAAUUUAUUGUCACCCCUCUCUACCUUUUGUUUUGGGUAAAUUAGUCCAGUAUGUUUAUGGAAUCAAACUUUGAUCUCAAUGUUAUACUGUAAAGUUAUAAUCUUUCGGUGCUAUUAGAAGGUAGAGCGGAUCAAAAUGUUUUCUUUCAUCUGUAUUUGGUAUCCAAGUAUAAAACUGAUUUGCUGAUCAAGUAUGCUUUCUUUGAAGUUUUCGAAUUAGAGAAUUAUCAAGAGUAUGACCAAAGGAGGUGCUGAAUCCUGGAAUAUGACUAAACCUAAGUGAAUGGUGGUUCACUGGUUGAAUGUAUAGUAACUGCUUUGUUGUUACUUGUUUCCUUCCACGAGGUACUACGCUCAUGAGGAAUGUUGAAGUUUCCAAUCAAAUAUUAGGAAUCUGUGAAUUUUGUGAUUGCAUAUGGGUCAUAUCCCUUUGAGCACCGAUUAUGGUGUUGCUAUGUGUUCGAGAGGUCACGGGUUCAAGUUAGGGGGACGGCCUCUUGUCAGUAUGAUAAGGGAAGAUUUGCCCUGUGUACACCUGCUUUGGACCCUCACCUUGCGGGGACGCCAAUGUGCACCGGGUGCUCUUUAUAUAUGUAUAUUCCCUUUAAAAAUAGUUUCCCCGUAAAUUAUUUGUCAUAUAGGAUGAUCAGCCAUAAUGCCUAUUCAGUUAGUCCACAAGAUAAGCUGAACUUUGGAAUAGACAGCCAGACAGAGAAUGCAACAAGGCUGUAAAAUUAUCGAGUGAGAAAUUCAGCAUUUUGAAAGAGUGUUUUUACCAUUAAACAAAGAAGCAAACUGAAAUUUGUCAAGGGGUAUUCGAUUUUUUGUGACUUAUGAAGUAUGUAAUAGGGGCAUUUGUAUCUGUUCUACUAGAAGUCUUCAUCAUGCCAAAAAAACAGACAAUUUGGAGCUUGAUUUAGUAGACAACUUAUCUUUGGCGUCAAAGUUAUCAAAACUUUUUAAAUGUGAUGGUUGAGCUCUGUCAGAUACUGUACCUGGCUUUGGCACCUGACGGGCCUUACUUGGAAGCACCAUUAGAGUAGAGUUGUCUUCUGAUGAACUAGGCCAAAUUUUACAAUAUCAACAACCGAGACUUUACCGACUUGUAAACACAUCUGUGCUUACUUAGUUACUUUACAGCCUGAAUGGAAUACACUGAUAAAAUAUUACAUUGGCCGAA
Molecule: messenger RNA, 2185 nt
Organism: Cuscuta europaea
Lineage: Eukaryota; Viridiplantae; Streptophyta; Magnoliopsida; Solanales; Convolvulaceae
Source: the annotation of a GenBank genome assembly